This is a messenger RNA of Polypterus senegalus (gray bichir), 2562 nucleotides long. RefSeq lists its product as uncharacterized. Gene Ontology annotation, molecular function: oxidoreductase activity. The transcript has 7 exons. The record is from RefSeq and is a predicted model, not a curated record. Bases 86 to 955 code for a protein of 289 amino acids. NCBI's taxonomy places the organism in Eukaryota, Metazoa, Chordata, Cladistia, Polypteriformes, Polypteridae.
CACUGUCGUGCUGCCGGAGAAGUGUGAACGGGUGUGAAGUUUAAAGAGCGUGGCAAGUUGACAGGAAGACUUCAGAUUUGUUGAAAUGGCUGCAACCUGCACACGGCUAGCGAAGUGUCCAACUGUCGCUCUUUCUAACGGUCUUCAGGUGCCCAUUCUUGGCCUCGGCACAUCUCACCAUGGAGGCUACUCCCACCGUGCUGUUGUCUACGCCUUAAGAGAAUGCGGGAUUCGCCACAUCGACACGGCCAAGCGCUACGGGUGCGAGUCCGACCUGCAGAAGGCCAUCCGCGAGAGCGGCGUCGAGCGGCAGCAGCUGUGGAUCACGUCCAAGCUGUGGAUCACGGACUAUGGGUACCAGACCACCAAGCAGGCCUGCCUGGAGUCGUGCAGAAGACUGGGAGUCGACUACUUAGAUCUGUACCUGAUCCACUGGCCAGACGGACGGUCACCGACUACGUCCAGCCGAGAGAUACGAGCUGAAACGUGGAGGGCAAUGGAGGAGCUGUAUGAUGAGGGGGUCUGCCGGGCAAUCGGGGUCAGCAACUUCCUCAUUUCUCAUCUGGAGCAGCUCAAGGAGGACUCCAGUAUUGUGCCACACGUCAAUCAGGUGGAGUAUCACCCUUUCCAAAGACCACAGGAGCUGGUGGACUAUUGCCAGAGCCAGGACAUUGUCUUUGAAGGGCACUGCCCCCUGGCCAAAGGGGCAGUCUUCACUGACCCCACCAUCACUGAGCUGGCAAAAAAGUACGGGAAAACUCCGGCCCAGAUCAGCAUCCGAUGGAGCAUCCAGAAUGGCAUCAUCACCAUCCCCAAGUCCACCAAAGAGGAGAGGGUUUUGGAGAACUGCCAGGUGUUUGACUUUUGCAUGGAGCAGCAGGACCAGGACCUCCUCAACCACCUCACACCCACCCGAAGGAUGAUCCACCUGACGUACCCGCUGUGGAACGGAUAACCUGAAAGAUCAAAGUCGCCUUUCCUGCACUCUGCCCCCUCCCCCGAUGCCCCGUUGUGUCUCUCUGCCCCAGAUGAUGAUGUUGCACCCGUGCCCAGCGGCUCUAUAAAUCAGUCGCCCAUCUGCUCCCUCUGCCUGGAUGACGCUCAUUUUCAUGUCUGAUGGGGGGUUACGGCCCCCCAUUUUCUGCCCUGUGAUUGGCCGUCUCCCAUGUGCCCCCACGCCGGCUCAGCUGCUCCUUUUCUUCUUCAUGUCACGCAUGGCAAGUAAACCAUAAGGCAGAUCGGUGAGCGGAUACAAGCAGCGGCAGGGUCCUCUUCAAGGGUCUCCGCUCACCGUGGCCGUCUGGGGGGGCCGCACCUUAUUUCUUUCUUUGAUUGCUGUGCUUAGUGUACGAGAACAGAUUUAUGGGAUGGCAGAUGGUUUUACUGAGUACCACCUGGGCCACGUGACCCCCAAAUCGUCUCGCCUGCCUUUGACCCUCGUCCUCUACAUGCAGGCCUUGGGCUGUCGGGCUUCCAGCUGUCCUGCUGUAUGCGAGAUGUACGGUGGGCACACUGAGUGGGCACUGUACAGGCCAAGGAGACCAAGUCUAGACUGGUGCCUGGCUGUGCCCUGGAGCUCCCACCGUACACGGCCACUGCCCACGAUGUACAAGUUGUCACACGUUAAUGUUAAGCUCAGGAGCAGGGGGCUGGAAGAGAGCCCACCCUGAUGCCACGCACAUGGAAAUGCACAGCUUUCAGGCUCUUAUGACAGAUUUUUCCAAAUGCCCGGCACAGGUUGCUGGUUUGUGCCCCACGCCUGGCAUUAACAGCAAUGGGCACAGAGCAAAUUGACACACACUAAGGGUGAUGCCCGUGUAAAGAUGUGACCCCCAACCAAACGCAGUGGACUGUCCUGAUGAGGCACUUUGAUGGCUUUUCUAAUAAUGGCUUCCCCCCUUUGGUGCCCUGAUUUCCAUUAUGAACACCACAGGUCUUUGCCUGUUGUUGCCACCCUGCAGUGGGCUCUCCUUAUGAUGGCAUUUGCACUUGAGGUGCCACCAGGAGGUCUGGCUCAUCUCGUAAUCUACAGUUGAGGGUGGGCACUGCUGUUGGUCCUCCUGGUGCUGUCAUUCCGGGCCUUCCAGCAUGUGGCCUGCCUGUCCUCAUGAGAAUACGAGGGUCUGCUCAGAGGGGCCGUCCAGGGAAGUUUGAGACGAGGACCACCUGUGUGUCCUAAUCAUGGCAGCCUGGUCCCUCACAGGGCACACGUGUGGCUCUCACCUGGUAAGGUCAGCCUAGUUAUUCUGCUGCGAUCUUAGAAUGGAACCCGGUCCACGUCAUCUGGCGGACCCUCCUCAUGGGCACAGCCAGGUCACCCAAACAACAACCCCCCAUAAAAAAAAAAAAGCACACGGGCACUGAUGUGGAGACCUUCUGAUGGAGACGACCCUUCAGCGGGACAUUCAGCAACCCGUGGGUCCCGACCUUCAGUCCUGGUGGGACCCCCCAUUGUGGCUGCAAGUUUUUGUCCGGCGUUGACUCCGACCGACCGUCGUCUGGCAGGCCUUUCACAAACUGCACGUGUUAAACAUUUAGAGAAUAAAGCGAACUUUUCAAAGA